AACUAACACUGAGAGGCGAAGUAACUGCCAGGAAGGCCAGGAUCUGUCUUUGCAAUCAAGGUUCUUUUUUUUCUGCAUCUGGAGGCAUGGGUAGCAAGAAACUGAGACGAGUGGGUUUAUCACAAGAGCUGUGUGAUCGUCUGAGCAGACAUCAUGUUGUUACCUGUCAGGACUUUUUAUGUCUUUCCCCGCUGGAGCUUAUGAAAAUGACUGGCCUUAGUUAUCGAGGUGUCCAUGAACUUCUGUGUAUGGUCAGCAGGGCCUGUGCCCCACAGAUGCAAACGGCUUAUGGGAUAAAGACACAAAGGUCUGCUGCUCUGUCACCAGCAUUCUUAUCUACAACCCUUUCUGCUUUGGAUGAAGCCCUGCAUGGUGGUGUGGCUUGUGGAUCUCUCACAGAGAUUACAGGUCCACCAGGUUGUGGAAAAACUCAGUUUUGUAUAAUGAUGAGCGUUUUGGCUACAAUACCCGUCGACGUGGGCGGAUUAGGAGGAGCUGUUGUGUACAUUGACACAGAGUCAGCAUUUAGUGCUGAAAGACUGGUUGAGAUAGCAGAGUCUCGUUUUCCCGGAUAUUUUAAUAAUGAGGACAAAUUACUUUUGACAAGCAGUAAAGUUCAUCUUUAUCGGGAGCUCAGCUGUGAUGAAGUUCUACAAAGGAUUGAAUCCUUAGAAGAAGAAAUUAUUUCGAAAGGAGUUAAACUUGUGAUUAUUGACUCCAUUGCUUCUGUGGUAAGAAAGGAGUUUGAUACACAGCUUCAGGGCAACAUGAGAGAAAGGAACAAGCUCUUGGCAAGAGAAGCAGCUUCCUUGAAGUAUUUGGCUGAAGAAUUUUCAAUCCCAGUUAUCUUGACGAAUCAAAUUACAACCCAUCUGAGCGGAGCCCUAGCUUCUCAGGCAGACCUGGUGUCUCCAGCUGAUGAUUUGUCCCAGUCUGAAGGUACUUCUGGGUCCAGCUGUGUGACAGCUGCACUAGGAAACACCUGGAGUCACAGUGUGAACACCCGGCUGAUUCUCCAGUACCUUGGCUCAGAGAGAAGACAGAUUCUCAUUGCCAAGUCCCCUCUGGCUCCCUUUACCUCAUUUGUCUACACCAUCAAGAAGGAAGGCCUGGUUCUUCAAGGCCAACAGAGGCCAUAGGGACACUAUGACCUUUGUCUAGAGCUGAUGGGGGCGUGAUUUGUGAAAUGAAACAGGACUGUGCUGCUUGGAAGAAGGAAACGGAAGCCAACAUAAUGGGGAUUAAUUAGUUGAUUGCUGUUGAGAUGGUAACAGAUUUGCCCUCAUACCAUUGAGCCAGCCAUCUCAGACCUAGCAGGGAAGGUGAAGAUGAAGAAGCCUUUGUUCAGUUCUCUAGAUGCGUGGGGCUGAAGGCUUUGCCGCCAUGGGAUGUCAACAGCCAUAAUAAUAAUAAUUUGCACUUAUAUAGCACCUUUCAACCAGGCACCUCAAAGAGGUUUAACCACAUUAAUUAAUUAAAGCCCACAAUCCCCCUGGGGAGAGGAGGAGGAUGACUAACAGGAUUUGUAAUUACAGGAGGGAACAUUUCCGAAUAAAGUAUUGUCCACCAAAUAAAAAGAGUAGGUGUAAAGGAAUUGGGGUCUCCAAAGAGUAACCGAUUCAGAAAUGAAAUCAUGGAAAGAUGGGGGAGGCUGGGGGCGGGUAUGGGUGUGGGGGUUUGCUCUUGUGUCAGAGGGAGGUCGAUGGGUUCAGAAUUCACUGACAGGUUCGGAUCCAGCUGAGAGGCAGAACGUGUAUGGUAUUAGUGGCAUUUGGAAGGUCAUUAGUGGCACCACUAUUGUGGUGUAAAUCGAAGUUUCACUAGUAUAUUGUGGAUAGCCAUGCAGAACAAAGAGUGAGAUUCAUGCAGUAUUUAAUAAAGGAUGAAAUGAUUUCUUUACAUUUAAAGCCCAAAACUGGGCCAGUCAAUUAGCAAAUAAAUCAACUGGUGACCCAUAGGAUAAUUUAGUUGUUUCCAGCAGAACACUCAGCCUAUUCCCUAGUACUGCCAUGACGUUUUCAGACAAAGCUUCGAGGCUGGGUUCAGUGCAAGGCCUGGGGGCUUCAGCCCUUUCAAAGUUGGGCAUCAAAUCUUCCCAGCCUUUGGCUUUGGGACCUCUCUUACCCAAGUUGUUAGUGACCCCCAAGCUGUCCUCUAUAGAGUCACUUUGUACCUGCUCCCCCUUCAGAGAUUUUUAAAUGCCUUGGAGGCUAGAAUCAAGUCUUGUCCUAUCUCGUGCCUCUUAUCAGUGCCCAACAGAGUGCUGUGCACAGAGUAGGUUCAGAUCAGUGAAGAAUGGUGGAAUGACUAAGUCCUUUAACAAUUCAGUAUUUGUUGAGCAUAUACAAGUGCUAAGGUGAAGCUCAAAAAAUAGGAUAUGUGCCCUGUCCUUGGGAACUGUACUACAAGGAAUGGAAAAGACUCAUAUACUACUAACUAUAAUAUAAAACAGAAUA
Messenger RNA from Ceratotherium simum simum (southern white rhinoceros), 2456 nucleotides. The record is from RefSeq and is a predicted model, not a curated record. NCBI's taxonomy places the organism in Eukaryota, Metazoa, Chordata, Mammalia, Perissodactyla, Rhinocerotidae.